AUGUCCAACAUCGCCUCCCCGCUGCACGCCCUCGGCCCAUACAACUACUCGUACCUCCUCCUGAUCGCGACCUUCCUGCAGACCAACAUCGCCUCUCCAAAGGGCGCCAUCAUCCGUCUAGGGAAAUACGACAAUGCCAACCCCCGUACCGACCUUGACAAGAUUGAAAAGGACGGGAAAGUGUCGCCGAACUUGAUUGCCAAGCUGCGGAGACGGGAAGCGGCGCACCAGAAUUGUUAUGAUAAUUUGGGGAUCUUUGCGGCCGCUGUGGUGGCUGGCAAUGCGGCCGGCUUGGGGUCGAGAUUCAUGAACACCAUGGCAGGGGCAUACCUCGCUAUCCGAUGCGUCUACAUCUACGCCUAUAUCAACACGACCGGCAAGCAGGCCUCUUACGUCCGAAGUGGCUGCUGGUGGGGUUCAAACUUCUGCUUCCUCACCACACUGUGGAAAGUCACCACAGCCGUCAAUGGCGGGCGGAGCCUUCUUGGAUAG
Molecule: messenger RNA, 492 nt
Organism: Dioszegia hungarica
Lineage: Eukaryota; Fungi; Basidiomycota; Tremellomycetes; Tremellales; Bulleribasidiaceae
Exons: 4
Coding region: 1-492 (163 amino acids)
Cellular component (GO): membrane
Source: RefSeq, a predicted model, not a curated record